Messenger RNA from Octopus bimaculoides (California two-spot octopus), 1331 nucleotides. Its product is annotated as calbindin-32. Gene Ontology annotation, molecular function: calcium ion binding. Gene Ontology annotation, cellular component: nucleus; dendrite; terminal bouton. The record is from RefSeq and is a predicted model, not a curated record. Gene Ontology annotation, biological process: regulation of presynaptic cytosolic calcium ion concentration; regulation of long-term synaptic potentiation. NCBI's taxonomy places the organism in Eukaryota, Metazoa, Mollusca, Cephalopoda, Octopoda, Octopodidae.
AUGCGUGUUCCUAUUAAGACUUUAAAGUGUGAUUUAUGGGAGAUUUUUCUGAAUGGUGAUAUCCCUAAAAGCAGGGAUAUUUUUAUUCGAAAGUCUAUAAAAGAAAAGCUUCCAGUUUUAGUGACGGACACUCUUUCUUCAUUUCUUAACUGUUUCCUUUCAGGUAAUGGUUAUAUUGAGGGAAGUGAACUGGAAGAUUUUCUACGAGAACUGGUGACAAGCGUCUUAAAGACAGACGAUGGUAACGAGGCUGUGUCAGAAACGGCUUUCAACGAUGCUAAAGAAUUAUUUAUGGAUGCUUUUGAUGUCAACUUGGAUGGCAAAAUUGAUAUUUCCGAGUUAACCGAACUACUUCCAGUGGAGGAGAAUUUUUUGCUUCUUUUCCGCAGAGAUCAUCCGCUGGACUCCAGUGUAGAAUUCAUGCAAACAUGGAAGACAUUUGAUUGUGACCAUAGCGGUUAUAUAGAGGCUGAUGAACUGAAGAAAUUUCUGCGUCACCUGCUGCAACAAGGCAACAGUGAAAACGUUGUCACAGAAGAUGAACUUAUUAUUUACGCUGAUACAAUUCUCAAACUCUUUGAUCGAAAUAAUGAUGGGAAACUGCAGCUUAGCGAAAUGUCGAAGUUGCUUCCAGUCAAAGAAAAUUUCCUGUGCCGGCCCAUAUUCAAAGGUGACAAAGGAUUUACAAAAGAUGAUCUGGAUCAUGUUUUUGCUUUGUACGACAGAGACAAAAAUGGCAGCAUUGAAAAUGAAGAAUUACAUGGAUUUUUAAAAGACUUGAUGGAACUUAUUGAAGAGGAUUACAGCAGUGAAGAUCUUGAAGAAUCUAAACGCAUCUUGUUGCAGCAAUGCGAUUUGAACAGGGAUGGCAAGAUCAACAAAGACGAGCUGACCAUGUUGCUGAUGUCCUACGACCAGAUGCGAAUGAAUUCCCUAAGCUUACAAAAAUUGAAGCUAUGGAUGAUGCGUAAAUACUAUAAUGUCAAGUUUGAAAUAUUAAAGCUUGCUGCCUUCUUGACUCAAAAUAAGAAGAAAAAUAAUGAGAAUCACUUUGGAAGUAACUUUGGUCAAUGAUUGCUCCCUUUUUUGUAACUCUGUCUUGCAGCCAGGCCUGCAUUACCAAUCCCUAACUAUGACCCAGCUAUAGAUCAGUUAUAGAUCUAUCAAUAAAUCACAUAAAAAACCACAAAAGAGUUUGGACACAUCCACCACCCUACAAUAACGACAAUUGUCCCACCACCCACAUUGGUGGUUCUCUGUCUUAAGACCUAUAUUUAGGACUUGUCCUAGCAGGAUGGCAUGAAUGCUAAUGAUGAUGAUGAUGAUGAUGA